AGUAGAUUCGGGUUGGGACUCCAUAUAAAGGUCGAAGUACCGCAUGCUUCAGUCACAUAACUCCUAGAAACCUUCUCAACCAACCAUGAAAGCCGUCUUUGUCCUGUGCGCCGUUUUGGCCGCUUUUGUUGUUGCUGUGAAUGGUGAUGCCGGCCGUUCGGCCUGCAAGGAUGAGUCGGAAAUCGGCCAGACAUACCCCCAUCACUUCGACCCGGCCAAGUACUGGCUCUGCGAGACGCUCGGCACUGCUGCCACCGAGGUGGACUGCCCCAAGGGACUAGCCUACAUGCACCUGCUGAAGGAGUGCAUUCCCUGGGCCAGCUACAUCUGGAAGAAGCCCGAGUUCCCACCAACUGUUGCCUAAUUCACGAUCCCAACAACCCCAAAAUAAACAAUUGUAAAAUGCAUUAACCAAA
Molecule: messenger RNA, 416 nt
Organism: Drosophila navojoa
Lineage: Eukaryota; Metazoa; Arthropoda; Insecta; Diptera; Drosophilidae
Molecular function (GO): chitin binding
Source: RefSeq, a predicted model, not a curated record